AUGAAGAAGGACUUUUAUGAUGUUUUGAGCAUAAAAAGAAAUGCAUCUGAUGAGUAGAUAUCUACUGCUUUCAAGAAACUAGCUUUGAGACAUCAUCCCCUUAAGAACCCAGCAGAAAUGAAUAUUAAUUUGCAAAAAUUCCAUGAAAUCUGUGAAGCUUAUGAAAUUUUAUCAAAUCUAUAGUUUAAGACUAUAUAUGACUAAUUUGGUGAAGAUGUUUUAAGAGAAGGCUUAAGAGACGAUAAAGGAAAUUUCACUGGAGGAUAUGUUUACUAAUAAAAUUGCUACCAAAUUUUCGAUACUUAUUUCUUGCAAUACAACCCCUUCUUUAAUAUUUUCGAUUCAAAGGGACAUGAUCUUCAUGGAUCUCUAUUUGGCACUGGAUUCGGUGGAGCAAAUGAACCAGAGCCUCCCAGAAUAGGCGAUAUUUUUGUCUAAAUUCCCUGCACUCUUUUUGAAUUCUAUAACGGAUGCAUCAAGAAGAUUACCUAUCAGAGAUAAUAGCUAGCAUUAGAUGGCCAUACAAUUAAAAUAGCAACUAUUGAGAAAUAAAUUGCUGUUAAGCCAGGAUUCUCAUAAGCUAAUAGUCUUACAUUUAAAGGAGAGGGUCACUAAAUGAAGAAAUACAAAAGUGAUUUGAUUGUGUCAUUCCAUGAGUCAGCACAUACUUUAAAUGGCAGGGAAAAUGCAAAUCAACUGCAGUUAAUUAAGAAUUAUUAGAGAAGAGGCAAUGAUUUGAUCUACACAGCUCAAAUCUCUCUAUCAAAAGCUAUCAAUGCAGACCCAGUUAGACUAGAAACCUUCGAUGGUAGAAUACUAAUGGUGCCAGUAGAUCAAGUGAUUGGACCUAAAACAGUGAUUAAAAUUGAGGGAUAAGGAAUGCCAAUUUAUAAACAAAAGAAAUUUGAUGAUGAAAGCGAGAGUUAAGAACAAUAAAUGGGAGAUUUGCAUUUAAGAUUUGAGAUAGAAUUUCCAAAGACACUUAGGGAGGAUCAGAGAUUGAGAAUUGAGAAGAUUUUAGCACUAGCUGAUGAUUGA
This is a messenger RNA of Stylonychia lemnae, 1038 nucleotides long. NCBI's taxonomy places the organism in Eukaryota, Ciliophora, Spirotrichea, Sporadotrichida, Oxytrichidae. The record is from the annotation of a GenBank genome assembly.